AAUGGAUAAGAACUUUGAUUAGCAGACCAAAUUCCCAGAAAUCGGAUUUAUUUAUUUGAAUUGUUACCAAGUGUUAGAUGUUUAACUACAUCCAGUUUGGCUCUAUCAUCUAAGUGGCCUGUACUCCCUUUUCUAGCUUGAUUUUUUUUUUUUUUUAAAUCUAAUUGUUUGGGUUAUAACAAUUAUUUGAUUUUGCAUAACUAAUUAUGCAUAAUUAGGAUGUAAUUUUGUAGAAGUUCAAUUUUACUUUAAUUCACAUAGAGAAGCAAGUAUUUUUCAAAAGAGUCGCAUCGGCCAAUAUAUAACUGUUAAAGAAUUUGACGCCUUAUAACAAACCAUCAUAACGUUUAUGCCGUUUCUUCACGUUGGCUCGCACAGCCAGUCAUGUUGGCUCGGGCACGAACGACACAUCCGGAGGAUUUCAAUUUCAGUCAUUAUUUCUACCGAUCUAAUAUACUUUAAAAGACGCCGUAGAAAUGGAGGCGAUACACACCAAGGGUAUUUGGAUGGCAGAAUAUCUGCAGCAGCAGACAAAGAACUUAGAGCAGUUCUGGCUCACCAUCACUCACUUUGGAGAUCCCCAAGUAGGAUUUCUGUUCGUAUUCCCUUUAACUUAUUUUGUGUGUAAUCGAUUGGGAGUUGCGGUGCUGUGGGUCUCAGCGCUGUCGGAGUGGUUGAACCUGAUGCUUAAAUGGGUGCUGUUUGGAGAAAGGCCAUUCUGGUGGGUUGGUGAAUGUCAACUAUUUGUCAACACAAAGCCCAACAUCUCCCAGUUUCCAUGCACCUGUGAAACUGGCCCAGGCAGUCCAUCAGGACACUCGAUGGUGACUGCUGCAGUCUGGUGGGUUGUGGUGCCCCCUCUCAGCUCCUUUCUGCACUCCCACACUCACUGUUGGGUUAUAUCAGCUGCUCCCUAUCUGAUUUACGGGCUGCUGCUGGGUGCCGUUGGAAUAUCCAGGAUCUUUAUCCUUGCUCAUUUUCCUCACCAGGUUGUUACUGGUAUCAUUGCAGGUAUCUUUCUGGGGAUUUUUCUUGUCCGUAGAGUGCCAGAAGGGCGCCCCCUAUUGUUCUUUGUGAGCUUCAGUGCAGGAAUGCUGUUCAGUGCUCUGAUUCUGAAUGCUGGCCUGCAGCUGGUUGGCAUUGACCUCUUCUGGACUGUCGCUUUGGCAAAGAAAUGGUGCAGCCGUGCUGAUUGGAUCCGCUUGGACACAGUCCCAUUGUCCUCCCUGGCCCGGGACUGCGGGACCCUUCUUGGACUGGGGCUGGCCCAGUACUGGAAGCAAGGCGGACUGUCGUUCAAUCACCGCGCUCUUUCCCUGGCUGUGUCAUCCAUUGGGCUUUACCUCAUGUACAUCCUGCCGUUCCCUGACAAAUCACAAGGCCUCUUUUACUGCUUGGUCUUCGUCAAAUUCACCCUGGUGCCUCUGAUUGUCAUGGUGGUCAGUCCUGGGCUGGUUCACUUUUUCACACGCAAAAUGAAAAAGGAUUAGAGAGGCACUUCUUCACACAAGUCCAAGUUGUCUUGUCUUGAGUCUUUUACUCUUCUUACUUCUGAAUGUUUCAACUCUAAAUGUUAUAUUUCAGAUAUACAUCUCUAUUUAAUGGUGUUAAACAGGAACCAAAAAUUUAUGGUCAUUUCUUUUUAUAAGUGACGUGAUCAAGUCACUUAUUUUUAGUUUGUCAAAAUAUUUGUAUCUUUGACAAUGCACUUUAGCAAUUUUCUGGAGCUAAUUGUGGGACCUUUUUGUUCAUCUGUUUCUGGAACAAAAACAGAAAUAUUUCCAAAAGUAGCAUUGUCUCUUCUGCAGUGAACAGCAACGGGAGGAGGAACUAAUGUAUGUACUCUGGCAUCUCAUUAAAAGUAGUUCAAUUUGUAGGAAAUGUUUCAUGGAUAGUUUGAGGUUUCAAGACCAUUACGUUUGAAAACCUCAGUAUCCUUUAAUGCAGCUUACGCUGGCCCGUGCAUAUAAGGCGACUUAAGGUUGUGUCAAAUUGUUUAAAGUUAACAGCACUUUCACACAUACCAGAUGUGUCAAACGUUAGAUUUCAAUCACUUAUUUUUUUUUUACAGGCCCAGGUGUAAAGAUAUUGGUGGCCCAGGUGGUCGAGAUAUUGAGUCUAUGCUAUUUUAAACUGUAGUUUUUUAGAGUCAUUUACUUUUGCAGCAAAAGGGAAAAAAAAUAUACAAAAACAAAACUAUUUUACUGUGCAGUUGGACACCUGUUUUUUUAUGCUUCCUUUCUGGACUAUUUAGUUAAAUCCUUUGAAGAGCCAACUAAAAAACAUUCCUUGCCUGUCAAAUUUCUACAUAUUCAUAAAGUAGCUAAUUAAUCCAGAUCCACAAAGUCUUAACACUUAAAUCUUUCUUGAUAGGAAAAUUUAUUUUUGAAUUGAGGAAACAUGUCAAUGUUAUUCAAAUUUAUUGAGAUGUACUAAUAUUUUUGUUUCUACAAAUUAAAAAUUCUAUUUUAAGAGCCCUAAGAGGAUUGAGUCCAGAUUUUUUUUUUGCUAGGGUAUGGAAA
Molecule: messenger RNA, 2522 nt
Organism: Xiphophorus hellerii (green swordtail)
Lineage: Eukaryota; Metazoa; Chordata; Actinopteri; Cyprinodontiformes; Poeciliidae
Gene: g6pc3
Product: glucose-6-phosphatase catalytic subunit 3
Exons: 6
Coding region: 477-1490 (337 amino acids)
Biological process (GO): glucose 6-phosphate metabolic process; gluconeogenesis
Cellular component (GO): membrane
Molecular function (GO): glucose-6-phosphatase activity
Source: RefSeq, a predicted model, not a curated record